AUGGGAUUUAGAGGACAAUGUAGUGAUGAAGGUGGAGAAACAGAGGAAGAUCUAGGCAGUUUGCAGGGUUCUGAAAUAGAGGAAGAUGAGGAAGGGAAUCCACUCCAGAUCCCCACUUGGAGAGGUAUUAAGUUGAAGAGUUGGAAUAGAAGAGUGGACUUGAAGAACCCUAAGUUUGUGCUUGGCCAUGUGUUUGCAAACAAUGAGGUUCGGGACGUAACAGUUGCCAAGGAGGUUCAAGCAGACUUGUUGGUGGAUGAAGAUUGGUCCAGAAAAGGGAUUCAAAACCAUAUCCAGAAGAAGUUCAAUUUGGAUGUGAGUGUACAGAAAGUUUCAAGGGGCAAAAACAAGGCUAAAAGGAUGAAUGAGGGGCAUUACAUAGAUCAGUAUAACAAGUUGGCAAGUUACAAGAAAGAGCUGUUGAGGAGCAACCCAGGAUCCACAGUGGUAAUAAAGACUGAAAUGGUAGGGAAGGUGAGGAGGUUUCAUAGGAUGUAUGUUUGUUUAGCUGCCUGCAAGAAAGGGUGGAUUGAAGGUUGUAGACCCAUUAUUGGUUUGGAUGGUUGCCAUAUAAAGGGUCAUCACCCAGAGCAGCUGUUGUGUGCAAUUAGGGUUGAUGGAAACAAUGGGAUGUUCCCCAUUGCAUAUGCAAUUGCUGAGGUGGAAAACACAGAUACUUUGAGGUGGUUUCUGGAGUACCCGAAAUGGGAUUUGAGGAUUGAAAGGGAAUCAGCUUACACAUUCAUCACAGACAAGCAGAAGGGGUUGGGGAUUGCCAUUGGAGAAUUGCUCCCUUUAGCUGAACACAGACAUUGUGUGAGGCAUAUGUACAACAACUUCAAGGCUAAGCAUCUGGGAGAGGGGCUGAAACAACUUGUGUGGGAUGCAGCUAGAUCAAGCACAAAGGUUUAG
This is a messenger RNA of Rosa chinensis, 912 nucleotides long. RefSeq lists its product as uncharacterized. The coding region runs from base 1 to 912 and encodes 303 amino acids. The transcript is spliced from 2 exons. Lineage: Eukaryota; Viridiplantae; Streptophyta; Magnoliopsida; Rosales; Rosaceae. The record is from RefSeq and is a predicted model, not a curated record.